Messenger RNA from Camellia sinensis, 1188 nucleotides. The record is from RefSeq and is a predicted model, not a curated record. Lineage: Eukaryota; Viridiplantae; Streptophyta; Magnoliopsida; Ericales; Theaceae.
AUGCUUCGAAAGACUAAGAAUUAUCAGAAUAACUAUGCACCAAGGGUGGUUUCCGUUGGUCCAUAUCACCAUGAUCAUAACAACCUCAAGCUUCAACGAAUGCAAGAGCUCAAGCCUCGAAUCACAAGUAAGCUGGUCUCAGAUGACCAACAGUUGCUUGAAGACUUACACAAGCAGCUUUCCCAGAAGGUCAAGCAAUUGAUAGAUUGCUAUGAAGAGAAAUCAACAAAUGAAUACAAUGACGAUGAAUUCAUAAGGAUGAUGCUCGUGGAUGGUUGCUUUAUUUUGUAUUUCAUUAACUAUGUCACAGAGCGAAAAGAACUUAUUAAUGACCAAAGAAUAUAUGCACAAGGUUACACGAUGAAAAUGAUUGAUAUGUUCAUCGCCGAUAGCAUUAUGGCACCAAAUGUAGGCAAGAAUGUUGAAGAGCUAUGUCCAUUGCAUCUUCUAGAUGUUCUGCACAAAAGACUUGUAGGUUGCAAACAUGUUGAACUUUGUGUAUCAAAUCGAUACACUUUUCGCAAUGUUGAGGAGCUCAUUGAUAUGGGGAUCCAUGUUAAGAAGAACAAGAAGAGUAGUUGCUUGACAGAUAUUAACUUUAGUUCAUUUUGUAACUUUGGGAGGCUUGAACUUCCUACAAUAACAGUUGAUGACUCAACUAAAGCAAAGUUCUUGAACUUGAUAGCCUAUGAAAUGUGUGGAGAUACCCCAAACAAUCUCUGGGUGACCUCUUACAUUUGUUUUCUUGAUUCACUUAUUGAUAAUCCAAACGAUGUUACGGAGUUGAGAUCGGCUAAUAUACUACAAAAUUGUCUUGGUAGUGAUGUUGAAGUAGCUACUCUCUUCAAUAAGAUAGGCAAAGAUUUGGUGCCACACCCUUGUGCCUACGAAAGUGUGAAAAAGGAGAUUCAAAGUCACUAUGAUAACAGAGGGAAGGCUUUUAUUGCUCAGUUCAAGCACAGAUACUUUAAGAGCCCGUGGAGCUUUCUUGCUUUAUUAGGUGCAUUAUUAGCUCUAGUUUUAGUGGCAUUCAAGCUAGCUACCAAAUUUGGCCUCAAGGAAGCAAAUGUGAUAGUGUUUGCAAGUAUAUCAAAAUCGCUUGGCACAUAUGAGGUGAGCUCAUUUCUUGUUGUUCAGGGGGAUCAACAGAGGAUACUCUUUGUUUCUGCUUCUAUUCUUCAUUAUUAG